CGCCAAAAUCCUCAUCAUCCCUCAGGGUAAAGUACUGUGUCUUCGACACACAUCGCGCUUGUUGACCUAGGAUCAACACGUCAAGUAUUCGGAAUACUCAUGAUUCAGAGGAUGGCCCUCUUUUUCAUUGAAUCAUGCUUUUCGCUCUUGCUUUACCACAUCCUCGCUUUCUCUCGGCGCCAAUCGUAUCCUUCGGGCGUAUAGUUCAACAUCCACCCCCACUUGUUGUUGUGGCAAGGUAGAUCCGGCGGCCAGCCCGUCCUUUCCCAUCCUUUCUCGCCUUUGAUCCUUUCAGCCACUGGCCGAUACUCGAAAAGUCCCUCUCCAUCCUCCUCGCCUUCAUCUACAUCCCAUCUCGGAACCUUACGACCCUUGAGAUGGAUCCGGCAUUGCAAGGAUGAAUGCGCAGGAGGCAGAACUGCUCAAGCAGGAAGAGCUUGUGCAGCUCAUCUUGCAAGAUUGGAGAAUGUGGUGGGAUGCCGAUGAGAGACUCAACUAUGGCGAAGUUGCGAUCCGCCUUUUGUUCUGGUGGGACAAGCCCGAUUCGCUCGGAAACAGAUACUACUGGCAAAGCACAAGAUACGUAUUUGAUCACGAGACGAGAUUGAGGGAUAUCCUGGAGGAGUUUAUCGGGGAGUAUAUGAGCCAUGUUCAAGGGGACCCGAGGCCGGAGGACUUUGAUCUAGAUUGGAGCGGAUAUGAGAGCUUCCUGAGUCACCAUCUUUCUCCCUCCCAUUACAUUCAUAUGGUUCCAUUCGCUACUAUUGUCAUCGAUCCCAAGUAGAAGCAUAAACAUUCAGCCUAUCAAAAAGGGCACACUUUACGUCAACUUGCACUUCGACUUGGUGGAUUGCGGUGGAUAUCCUGUCCUUUGCGAGACUUGAAACCUUUUGUAUCUUACUCUUGUAUGCAGCGACCCGCAUUUUGUAGCGGAUUUCAUGCAAUCCAA
This is a messenger RNA of Cryptococcus amylolentus CBS 6039, 949 nucleotides long. RefSeq lists its product as hypothetical. The record is from RefSeq and is a predicted model, not a curated record. The coding region runs from base 398 to 784 and encodes 128 amino acids. NCBI's taxonomy places the organism in Eukaryota, Fungi, Basidiomycota, Tremellomycetes, Tremellales, Cryptococcaceae. The transcript is spliced from 5 exons.